AUGGCCAACCCCCUCGAUCUGCAGACGUUCAAACCACUAGAAGGGGAUUCCGGGAGGACUCGCACCUUUGUGUUUCGACCUCUUGCCAAAGGUAAAAAUCUGUCGAUUUCCCCUCAUAGGUACCAAAGCCUUCCAGUUGCACUUAGUCUGGAUCUUGUUGGUUUCACUGCGGACAACAGCUAUGUAGCUGAUCGUUUGCUAAGGGAGACACGUCUGGAAGAGAUGGUCGCGUACUGGAAACGAGAGCACGCUGAGAUCGAGAACAAGUCAAACGGCGCUCCGUUGGUACGUUCCAGCCCGCAUAGAAAUACUUCUCCCACACGGGCGACAACUUCGAAGCCACUCGUAAUCGAAGACUCGCUCAAUGACCCCAGUACGUGUCCACCAAAAGCCAUCUUGGAAUCCGCAAGGCCAGUGGACAAUUCGAUUAUCCCCGCCUCAGCAAAAUCGAAUGCCAAGAAGACGCCACGAAGCCCGCCGACUACCUGCAACUGUCCCCUGAAGCAUCGCAAGGCUCCUCGACGGGUGCCAAGUUCCAAGGAUGGAGAAAAUGGCGGUGUUGAUGGCACCCACUUAAAGCUAAAGCGGCUACCCAGAGCCAAGCGGGCGCAAGAUGACGAUGAGCCACCAGACCCAGAGCCUUCUGAGAAAUCGCAGGAGACCUUGGCGGUGGAAUGCUCCCAGUGUACGCAACUCAAGGCCCCUCCUAGAGGCAAGAAGAUUGCCUUUAGGAAGUCUCGUGGGCGCUUCAUGUACGUUCCUCAGAGUGCACCAGGCGACGAUGACGCCGAAGACACAGCUCGGAACGACCGGUCCCAGCAGAUGGAUGAAGUUGACGAGGAGAUUGUGCCACAGAGCGUCAAGAUGGCUGACCCUGCUCCGAGUAAGCAUGCCAUUCGUCGGGCAACAGAGACUCCUGCUCCAGAGGAUCGUCCCGUAUUUCGACUGGCGACCAAAGAGCCCGAAAAGAGACCAGAAGACGUACAAAUUGAACGUAGCUUCGCUCCAGCAGAUGUACCAAUCCCAGGAGCUACGGCGACGAAUGCGAGCGUUACGAACCAAGUCAGUGGCCAGGAGCCUCAGACUGUCGAGGAAGCGCCAUUCACGGAACAACCCAUCAUCCCCCACGAUGGCGCAGCACCAUCCGAGAUGGUAGUUGACAAUGCUCCUGUCAUCGAAGCUGUACGCGAAGACUCUAGAGCUGCCGCAGAAGUGAUAGCAACGAACCAUUCCACCGCCUCCAGCGAACAGCCUGUGCCUUCCGAAGAAGCAAGUCGUGAUACAUCGGCCAGCGACGCCAUCGUCCCAAACUCAUCAGCCGCGUCCCAGGUUGCCACAGGAACGGAAUCGAAGAAGCGAUCUUCUCCAGCGCCUGUUGAGGAGCGUCCGGCGAAGCAGCAGCGGAUCGAUGUUGAUCUUACGGGGGACGACGACUUGGUUCAUGUGAAGAGCGAAGUAUUCGAAGAUCGCGAACAGAGUGCAGCAAAGGGUAUGUCCAAAGUAGAGGAAGAAGCCGAGCUCGAAGCAGAUCUUGAAGAUAUUCGAUUACAACGAAUCGAUAUAAGACUCGCGCGGGAGGCUGCAGAGAAGUCGCGGAACUUGCGGCGCUUGAGAGAGAGCCGCAGUGGUGCGGCUGCUUGA
Molecule: messenger RNA, 1641 nt
Organism: Ramularia collo-cygni
Lineage: Eukaryota; Fungi; Ascomycota; Dothideomycetes; Mycosphaerellales; Mycosphaerellaceae
Exons: 2
Coding region: 1-1641 (546 amino acids)
Source: RefSeq, a predicted model, not a curated record